This is a messenger RNA of Thamnophis sirtalis, 1872 nucleotides long. RefSeq names its product transmembrane protein 64 (gene TMEM64). The record is from RefSeq and is a predicted model, not a curated record. Gene Ontology annotation, biological process: regulation of cytosolic calcium ion concentration; positive regulation of osteoclast differentiation; positive regulation of bone resorption. NCBI's taxonomy places the organism in Eukaryota, Metazoa, Chordata, Lepidosauria, Squamata, Natricidae. Gene Ontology annotation, cellular component: endoplasmic reticulum.
GCUCGCCGCCGCUUCGCCGCGCGCUUUUUGAGGCGGCUGCGCCUGAGUCGCGGCGGCCUUUGGCACCGGCCGGCCCAGCUGAGGGGGCCUCGGCAGCGCUUGGGAAUGGGGCGCCGCAGCUGUUGCUCUUGCUUCAUCGCGGGACGUCCCUUCUGGCAAGGCCGCGAUGUUUUUGGUCGCCGCCGCCGCUUAACCGCCGGGUAAAAGGAGACCACCGCCGUGCAAGAGAACAGCUCGCGCCUUCCUCAGCCCCGGCGCCUUCCUCGGCUGCGGCGGCGAUGAGAGAGCGGUCGCGUCUUCAUCCAGCGAAGCAGGGAAGGCGCAGCUCUCCCUCGACCUUCGCCCGCCGGCGGCGCCUCCUCCGCCUCGCCGCGCUCAGUUCGCCGUAGACACCGGGCGGCGAUGUGGAGCUCCGGGGCCGCCGCGUUGCAGCUGCUCUCGCGGGCGACCAAGCAAGCCUUAGCCCAGGGAGCCCGGCAAGACCUGAAUCGCUGGCUGCAGCCUCUGGGAGCCGCGGGCGAGCCGGCGGAAGCGGCGAGCCGAGGGGCGUCCGGCGAGCCGCUGCUGUUCGGGGAGCAGAACGGGCUGUAUCACUGCCCUCCGCCUCAUCCUUCUCAGGAACCGUCGGUGGAGCUCCUGCUCUGCCAGCUGCCCGAAGCGGGACACGGUUUGGGGGAGAGCAGGACGUGGCACUGCUCGGGAUGCCUGCUGGGCACCUGCUGGUGCAAGAGUUGCCUGAGCGCCUGUUUCCUGGCGAUGUUCUGCUUUGCCUCGCUCGCCUUGAUGCGCCAGUACCUGCGGGACCUGAUGCUCUGGGCCGAGAGCUUGGACAGCCUGGCUGGCGUGCUCCUCUUCACCGUGGGCUUCAUUGUGGUGUCCUUUCCUUGCGGCUGGGGCUACAUCUUACUCAACGUGGCCGCCGGCUAUCUCUACGGCUUCGUGCUGGGCAUGGGUCUCAUGGUUCUGGGUGUCGUGAUCGGCACCUUCAUCUCCCACGUGGUCUGCAAGAAACUCCUGGCCCGAUGGGUGCUGGCGAGGAUCCAGGGCAGCGAGAAGCUCAGCGCCGUCAUCCGCGUUGUGGAAGGAGGAAGCGGCCUCAAGGUGGUGGCCUUGGCUAGACUUACACCGAUACCCUUUGGACUUCAAAAUGCACUCUUCUCUAUCACAGAUCUUUCACUACCAAACUACCUGAUGGCUUCUUCCAUUGGAUUACUUCCAACUCAACUUUUAAACUCCUACCUGGGAACUACCUUGCGCACUAUGGAAGAUGUUAUUGCAGAACAAAGUUUUAGUGGUUAUUUCAUUUUUAUUUUACAGAUUGUAAUAAGUAUAGGCCUCAUGUUCUAUGUUGUCCACCGAGCUCAAAUGGAAUUGAAUGCAGCCAUAGUUGCAUGUGAAAUUGAAAUGAAGACAUCACUUGUGAAAAGCAGUCAGAUCAGCAGCAACAAUUCAACAUCUUGCAACAAGAGGACACUUGCAUUUUCUGGAGGAGGAAUCAACAUAGUGUGACUUUCUCUCAAUUUUUGCAGUAUUAUCUUACGUUUGUGAAACUGGGUCAUUUAAUUUGUUGCUUACGACUGCUGGACUUUUCAGCAAAACUUACAAACCAAGUGGCCGGAAGAUGUACUGUGAUAAGAAGUACGUGGCAGUUUUUAUAUAGUAAACUGGCUAAAUUUUUGUAGGGUUCAAUAGUAACUAUACAUAGAUGCAAAUCUGGCUGCACCUUUGUCUUUAUUAUCAUGACUUAUAGCCUGCACUUUAGACUUUGUUCGAUGUUUGCUUUUAUAAACUGAAGAAUACCCUGAUACAAUUUUCUUUCUGCUUAGCAUUAUUUAUAAGACUGACUAAUAAAUGGUAGAUCUUUAAUACUUA